AUGGACCCAGCAGAGUACACCUUCGAGCCGCUUCUCCACCCGCUGGACCCUUUGGCGGACCUAAUGUCCUCCGCGUUCUGCCGGAUGCACGACGGGGAUCCCACGGAGACGUGGCACCUAAUGAUGGUGCGGUGGGAGGAGGUAGACAGGGAGUUUGGGCCCCUCCCGGAAUCGGCGGAACCGGCUGAUACCGGUGUUCCGGGAGCCACUGCGGACCCAGCGCUCUCUGGAGGCGGCAUAGAGGAACUUGAGCGGCUGGAGUACACCCUCCACCGGUUCGUCACCGAAUUCGGGAGGACCACAGAUGCCGAGCGCCGGCUGACCAUAUGUGCCCUGAUCAGGAACUCUGUGGCAGGCAAACCCAGGCUUUUCAGGCUUCCAGGAAUAAAGGCCCUGCUAAGAGAGAUCUACCAGCUGGAAGCCAGCCUGCAGACCACCUUGAUUCCUACCAGCGAGCCGGCGCCCAGCCUUCCGGACCUCCAGCCGCCUACUGCCGCUACCGUGGCGGACCCCCAGUCGCCGCCGCCGGUUUCCGCCGACGAAGCGGACCCCCAACCCCAGCCGCCGGCUCCCGCCGACGAGGCGGACCCCCAGCCACCGGUUUCCGCCGACGAGGCGGACCCCCAGCCACCGGCUCCGCCGACGAGGCGGACCCCCAGCCGCCAGCUCCCGCCGACAAGGCGGACCCCAGCCGUGCCUGUAGAGGCGGAUGCCCAGGGAGUGUGCACUGGACAGUCCUCCUGGAAUCCGCCUCUGACCCCCAGCGAUUCAGACCAGCUGACUGGCUCCCCUGACCCAGACCGGCCGACCGGCCCCCCAGAGCAGCCGACCAGACCACCCAACCCUGACCAGAGGCCCAGCACUUCUGACCCCCGGCUGGCGCUCGGUGGCCCUGCCCUCCGCCGACGCCAACGUUUUUGGCCCUCGGUCGGCGGUCAGCGCCCCCGACCCCAGUUGGUGUCUGGGCUUCCGUCCUCCCUGGGCAUUGGCUCCUGGGUCUCCCUGGUCCCGGUUCCAGGGAUCCCUCGGGACUCAGUCCCCUGGCUUCCUCAGGUCCUGGCCUCAGUCCCAGUCUUUGUACCUUUCCCGGUCACUGUCUCUGUCCCUGUCACCGUUCCUGUCCCCGUCUUCCUCCCUGUCCCUGUGUCCACUCCGUCCAAAUUUGCCGCCACAACCGAUCCGUCUGUAGUCCCACCGUCUCCGUCCGCGUCCCGUCCUGCCCGGUCUACGCCUGUCCCGUUUCCCAUGCGCCCUCUGUUGGGCAGUCUUAUGCAUCCCCUCGAACCUCCUAAGUCUCUUCUCUCGGUCGUCGAUCCCUGUGUUGUCUUUUCUCCUUUGGUCCCUCGCUCGCUACUGGUCUCAGCCCUUGUUCUGGACUUCCUUGUGCCCACCGUUAGUGCCUUCUCUUUGUCUGGUCUUCUGUCCUAUCCUUUCUCCCCUCCUGCGUCCUCUAGUCUCAGUCUUGUCCCUCCUUCGCCCUCUCCUUCAUCUCCUUUCCCCAUCUCCUCUUCCUUGCUCCUGUAA
This is a messenger RNA of Etheostoma spectabile (orangethroat darter), 1524 nucleotides long. Its product is annotated as vegetative cell wall protein gp1-like. The record is from RefSeq and is a predicted model, not a curated record. NCBI's taxonomy places the organism in Eukaryota, Metazoa, Chordata, Actinopteri, Perciformes, Percidae. The transcript is spliced from 7 exons. Bases 1 to 1524 code for a protein of 507 amino acids.